AUGUCGGAUGUACCGAUGUACGAUACGGCCGGCUACCAAUCAUUCGUCCACCAACUCGACCCCCGCAUCCGACCUCUGAGAUGCACAAAGGAGCAUCUGGAAGGGCGAAAACACACCAUCAUUCGUUUCACGACCCAGUUCUACAAGAACAAUGAACAACUCGGUCAGUCAAUCACCCGCAGCGUGGUGGAGUUCUUCUGGAUCGACGAGAUAUGGAGGCUGUACCCAACGGACCACCCCGAGAAGCGCCGUCUGAUUGGCCAGGAUACUUAUGCUCAGCAGGCGCAUUCUCCAAAGUAUGAGGUUUACUGGCAGAAACGACUCGAUGCCGAGGCCUUCAAGGCCAAGAGGGCGCGCCAGAGCUCUGCAGAGUUCUGGUCCUUUCCUCGCCAACUCAGUAACGAGGAGCAGAAAGACAAGGGAGUCGUGCUUCUGGGUAACCAUGAUUGGGAGUAUAUCCUUCCAGAAGUCCAGCUCAUGCCGCUUUACCACGUCUUCUUCUUGGAACUUGCGAAGAAAGUCAAAGCCGCCAAUCCGGGGAAGUCUUUGACUAUUGAGCUAAUGAGACGUUUGUGGCGCCUUUUGAUCAGAGAAGUCUACGACUUCGUCAAUGAGGCGGAAAUUACGGCAAAGACGGAAGAGGCCAAAGCUGUGACGGACGACGAGUUUGAGGAAGCAAUGAGGGUUGUUCCAGAAACAUUGUCAAAGAAGCGCGGGAUCUCUGCAGAGAGUGACACCAAAGCCGAUCCUAGCGAGAGCCAAAGUCAACAGUCGAAGAAGAAGAGGACCGUCAGGUUGGCGGAAACUGACGGCUCAGGUAGCCAGACCGGAGCCAAUAAAUCGGAGCCCGAAUCCUCUACAGGACCCAAAUCAUCAGCGGUAACAAACGGGCAUCAGCCAGUCAACAACACCGAAUCUCCGGUCCGAGACCCCAAGAUCCUCGAGCUAACAAGGCGCAAUACCGAAUUAACAGCAGACCUGGCCACCGCAGAGCGACAAGUCGCAGAGCACUCGCGUGCAAAAGAGUCAGCGGACCGAAGAUGGAGUAGCCAACACGGUCAGCUGCAGGCCGCAGAGCGAGACGCUCGCGAGUUGAGGAAGGCCAGGCCAGACUUGGCGUACCAUAUGAAAGCGAGGAAGGAUGCGGAACAGCAGCUGAAGAGCCAGCACAGCGAGCUGAAAAAGGCCAAAGGGAAGGCCGCCGAGCUGGAACGCGAGCUGAGGACGGAGAAGGGCAGGGUUGCUCGGUUGGAAGCGUCGUUGGCGAAGGCUGGAGUUGGAUCCGGAGGCGAGAAGAUCACGGAGGCGGGGGGGAUGGCCUUUUACGUAUAG
Letharia lupina is the source of this 1332-nucleotide messenger RNA. RefSeq lists its product as uncharacterized. The record is from RefSeq and is a predicted model, not a curated record. The transcript is spliced from 4 exons. The coding region runs from base 1 to 1332 and encodes 443 amino acids. Lineage: Eukaryota; Fungi; Ascomycota; Lecanoromycetes; Lecanorales; Parmeliaceae.